AUGUUCAUCAUCCGCCGUUUCCAAAAACCUCCUCCCCCCACCACCGAAGACCCAACUGCCAAUUCCGACUCCGACUCCGACUCCGAAAUAUACCCCGACCGACAGCCCACAGAUGUAGUCGACAUUGAAGCCUACCUCAACGCCUUCCGCAUCCAAAACACCGAGCAAGAAGAUCCCGAAUCCGAUUUCGACCCGGCCGCAAACUACAAAGGCGUAAUGGAAGCUCUACAAUCCGUUGACGCGAAGAAUGUAUUAGAAAAAAACGCUCGUCUGGCUGUUCACCGUUUCAAUCCGUUUGAGUACCCUCAGGAUGACGAGGAUUGGAGUGAGAAAGAUUUGAGGGAGGUUUGGGAUAAUGGGAAUAACGUGAUUUCUGGUACUGGUUGGGACCCUAAUUCGGUUGCUCCAGAUGAAUGGGUUUAUGUCGAGACACAGCUUGCUAAUGGGAGAGAUGUUCCCGUUGCUCCUUUUUAUCUUCCUUAUAGGAAACAUCUUCCGCAAGUUCCGCCUAAAAAUGUUAAUAUUAAAUCUCCCAUGGAUUUUAUUGAAGAAUUGGAUAGGAUUGAAGAGUUUCUCAAAUGGGUUAGCUAUAUUUUUGAAGAUGGUACCACAUAUGAAGGGACUGUUUGGGAUGAUGUUGCUCAAGGAAAAGGUGUUUAUUCUACUCACGAUGGACUUAUCAGGUAUGAAGGUGAAUGGGUUCGAAACGACCCAGAGGGUCAUGGUGUUGUUGAAGUUGAAAUACCUGUUAUAGAACCUGUUCCUGGAUCUGGGCUUGAAGAAGAUAUGCGAGUUGAAGAGGAGAUUAUAAAAAAGGAUUUUAUGUCCCCAGAAGAGAGAAAAUGGCUUGAUAAGGAUAUUCAAGAUAGUUAUCAUCUUGCAAAUGGACAACAAGAAGUCCCCUAUUAUGAGGGGAUUGGAUGGGUUGAGAAAUUUGGAAUAAAUCCGGAAAAAGGUCGCUAUCGUUAUGCUGGUCAGUGGAAGCAUGGGAAGAUGCAUGGAUGUGGUGUAUAUGAAUUUAACGAGCGUAUCAUAUAUGGUAGAUUUUAUUUUGGAGAAAUAUUGGAUGAUGAUGAGGGGUGUGAUGACGAAACUUCAGCGCUGCAUGCUGGUAUAGCCGAAGUUGCUGCUGCAAAGGCUCGCAUGUUUAUGAACAAGCCUGAUGGAAUGGUAAGAGAAAAGAGAGGUCCAUAUAAUGAUCCACAGCAUGCUUACUUGUUCGAAGGAGAGGAUGUAUGGAUGGCUCCUGGUUUCAUUAACCAAUUUUAUGAAGUCCCUGAUUGCUGGAAAACAUAUGCGCAUGAAGUCGAUCAGGAAAGAGAAGGGUGGUUGAACUCUUUCUAUAGAUCUCCUCUAAGGAUACCUAUGCCAGCUGAGUUGGAAUACUGGUGGUCCAAAGAGGAGAAUCAUGAGCUUCCUGAAUUUAUUCUCAUUAACAAUGAACCUGAGCCUGAUCCCGAAGACCCAUCAAACCAAAUAUAUCCUGAGGAUCCUCUCAUCCUUCACACUCCAACCGGAAAUUUUAUCAAUUAUGUCGAGGAUGAGAAACAUGGAAUACGGAUGUUCUGGCAACCCCCUUUGGGAAGUGACGAGAAGGUAUACCAGGAAAAGGCUGCGUUCCUUCCCCUUGGUUAUGAGGAUUUUUUCGUGAAAGAUGAUGGAAAGAACAUUGAAAAUGCAUCCCCAUGGUAUAAAAGACUGAUAGAAUGGGCUAAAUCAAAGAAGAAAACUAGCGAAAUGAAAAAGGAGGCAAUGGAGAAAGAACUUGAACUUAUAGAAGCUGAAAUAUGUCUAGAAGAGACUAUUGAGGAUAUGGAAGAGUUAUUGCGCAGAAGUGAGGAAGAAGAGAAAAAGAAGUCUGAAUUGGGUUUAUCAGAUGAAGAUGAUACAGUUUCUGUAGCCAAACAAGAUGGAAAUGCUCAGGUAGAUGAGGAAGAGGAAGACGAUGAAGAAGACGAGGAUGAUAUUGCACCAUCGAGUUUUGGGUCAAUUGAGCCGGAACAAAAGACAGAUCAGCAGAAGGAAAAACCUGGCAAAUCACCCUUUUCUUCAUCUUCAUUAGCAUUCGCUUCUAGCAGCCUUAUCUCUGCGGUUCCAUCCAAGCUGCAACAAUCAUUUACCUUCUGGAACAAGGUUGGAUCAAAACCAGCUUUGGUUCUUCCGCAGCGCAUUGAUCCCACCAGCGAAGUUAAAAUUUUUGCUUCAGUCAGUUUUCCUCUGGCGACAGGCCAAAAGUGUAGGUUGAAUGCCACAGGUAAAGCAAAGGGAAGAGUCGAGGCAAGAAGUUAUUUAGGUGGGAAAUUUCUUGAGGUAUCCUCUAUGUCUCGGACUCGAUCAUGCUAUAUGGCUUCUGCAAGUUUAAAGAACAACUCAAAAGAGCAGAGAAGGAGUGGUGAUGCGUGGUUGCAUUCGGUACCUGAGAGGGAUUUAGACAGGGUACUAUCUUUGAAUUCAAUUUCUUCAGUGAAUAAUUUUUAUCCAAAUACUCAAACUUCAUUUCAAAUUUAA
Lathyrus sativus (Indian pea) is the source of this 2508-nucleotide messenger RNA. The record is from the annotation of a GenBank genome assembly. Lineage: Eukaryota; Viridiplantae; Streptophyta; Magnoliopsida; Fabales; Fabaceae.